This is a messenger RNA of Nicotiana tabacum (common tobacco), 670 nucleotides long. Lineage: Eukaryota; Viridiplantae; Streptophyta; Magnoliopsida; Solanales; Solanaceae. The record is from RefSeq and is a predicted model, not a curated record.
CAUGAUGGGUUUCUCUAUCUGUUAGGAUUUUGACCAUACGGAAAAUUAAUCAAAUAUGAAAUCUUGAAUCUUACACAGGGAUCGGUUGACAUAUUCUAGAUCAGACUAAGAUCGAGCAAAUAGUUUUGCAUUAUAUAUCUCUCAAAGAACAGAAAAUCUUUGAAUAUUGAAACCAUAUAAUUCGAACAACAGAUCUAUAUCCAAUAAAUUGAUCAUGAGUUAUUACAAUCAACCUCCUCCAGUUGGUGUCCCUCCCCCUCAAGGAUAUCCACCAAAGGAUGCAUAUGGGUAUCCUCCUCAGGGAUACCCACAAGGUUAUCCUCCACAACCACAAGGUUAUCCUCCUCCGCCGUACGGGGCCCCUCAGUACGCGGCUCCGCCCCCUCAAAAGAACUCAUCUGCCACCACCGGCGUCAUGACUGGCUGUCUGGCUGCUGUGUGCUGUUGCUGCCUCUUAGAUGCGUGCUUUUGAUAACCUACGGAGUUGUGAAUCAAAAUGACAUGCACUAGCUAGUAUAUAUGGUCCUCUGUGGAUCACAGGAUCUAGCCUUUUCCUUUUUGUGCCUUGUUCUUUAUAAAUAUUUUGGACCUCCAUUUGAGAAUAUAUAUGAUCGAGUUAAUUCCAUAUAGCUCAAGACAUUCAAUGCAAGUGUGUCUAUUCACCAAAUUG